Messenger RNA from Schistosoma margrebowiei, 765 nucleotides. NCBI's taxonomy places the organism in Eukaryota, Metazoa, Platyhelminthes, Trematoda, Strigeidida, Schistosomatidae. The record is from the annotation of a GenBank genome assembly.
AGACGAACGUUAGCUGGUUACGCCAGAUAGUUUUAAAUAACUGGAAGUGAAGUACAUAUGCCUAAAUGACUAAAAUCAGCGGUUUCACAAUUAGAUGGCUAUAGAACUACUAAUGAGAAACUUCUUAAAUGAUUGGAUCCCUCUUUUAUAAAUAGAGACAGGUUUUUCACAAUUAGGCCUUCAUCUGAAUUCACAGUGGGAUUUUCCGGCCUUGACUGAAACGUCAACACUAUUAGAUAUGCCAUUGACGUAAUAUUCUUAUUGUUGCUGGUUUGACCUCUCAGAUACUCCAAGCUAUCCACAAAUCCUUAAAUUCGAGUUUCUUAUGAAAUUGUCCCAUGAGACGGUAACCAUUGAACUAAAAAACGGUACGCAGGUUCACGGAAGUAUUGCUGGUGUUGAUGUGUCAAUGAAUACACAUAUGAGGUCCGUUACUUUGACACUUAAAAAUCGGGAUGCGAUUAAUUUGGACACACUAACUGUUCGCGGAAACAAUAUCCGAUAUUUCAUUCUCCCAGAAAGUCUUCCACUUGAUACACUUUUAAUUGAUGAAGGUCCUCCGAAAAGAAAACCUGGACGGGAAGAACGCCCCACUAUUCGUGGACGAGGUCGCGGUCUUGUUCGUGGCCGUGGACGCGGUGGACCUCGAGGACGUGGUCGUGGUCCUCCGAUGCGUUACUAAAACCUUUCAUAUUAUGUAUAUGUCUAAUCAUCGAGUACUAUCCCCACAAUUUUAUUUCAACAAUAAAAGUUUUGUAUAAAUGA